AUGUCGCAUAAUAUCCUCAUCACCGGCGCUUCCGGGUAUCUAGGUGGAACCAUCCUCGCCCGCUGGGAAAGAGCUAAGCUUCCGCCCUACCGAACGCUCUACGCUCUCGUCCGCACUAAGGAGCAAGGUGAAGCUGUCAAAAAAUAUGGCGCUGAACCUAUCUCCUUCGAUAUCAAAGAAGAAGCUAGCAUAAGGACUGCCAUAAUCGAGAAUGAAAUCACCGUGGUCUACUUUCUGGUUGACGCCAUGACUUCGGUGUCUCAAAUUCCCAUGAUAAAAGCACUUGCAGGAGUGAAGGAGAGAACUGGAAAAGAGGUCCACUUCUUGCAUACGUCCGGCGCUAAGAUAUUCAGCAACCAUGCUGGACUUCCAACGGAUCGGCCCAUCCUUGACAAUGACCCCGAGCUCUAUGGCCUGCAGAAAAGUUCUGUUCCAAAAUACGGCGUGGCUCAAAUGGCUCUAUCAACAAACAACAACGUGAUAGACACAGCGGACGCACAUGGCGUGAAAAGUUACAUCUUCGUACCAUGCAUUGUGUAUGGUGAAGGGGAAGGAUUCGGGAAUCCGAUAUCAAUUCAGACCGUCGCCAUUGUCAAAGCUGCUAAAGCUCUUGGACGAGUUUAUCGCCCUGAUAGCGGAGAGUUUAGCUGGCCUGUCAGUCAUGUCGCAGAUACCGCCAAUCUCUAUCUGGAAAUUUUGAGAGGGAUAUUAAAUGGAAAGAACAUUGGAUACGGACGGAAUGGGUAUUAUUUGGCUGCAAGCGGAAGUGUGCCAUGGAAUGAUAUCUACCGUGCAAUGGCGCAGACUCUGGCGCAGCGCAAUGUGAUUGAAACAGACAAGGUGAAUCUGGCGGACGACUCGGCUCAAGAGGAAAUGGGCAGGGCGCUUGGGUGUCCAAAGGAUAUGGUUUCGCUCUUUUUGGGUGGAAAAUGUACUCUCGAAGCUCAGCACGGACGCGAGAUUGGCUGGAUGCCUCAUUAUCCGCCGGAGCAUAUACUAGAUGUGGCUGAUGCUGAAGUUGAUCUGAUCCUGAAGAACAUCUAG
Messenger RNA from Penicillium subrubescens, 1044 nucleotides. RefSeq names its product NAD-dependent epimerase/dehydratase family protein. Lineage: Eukaryota; Fungi; Ascomycota; Eurotiomycetes; Eurotiales; Aspergillaceae. The record is from RefSeq and is a predicted model, not a curated record. Bases 1 to 1044 code for a protein of 347 amino acids. The transcript has 3 exons.